UGAAACAACUGAAUCGAUUGAUAUAAAUGCAACUUCUCACGUUUCUUGCGAUAUAGUUAAACAUCAAAGUUCUUGUUGGUAUUUUUGUGCAAAAAUGUUUAAAAUAAAGUUCAGUGAUUCGGAAUUACAAGAUUUGAAAUAUUAUAAGAAUUAAUAAGAUGUGAUGACAUGAUGCAACAUGUUACACAACCCUAUGAUGAUUUAAUUAACAUACCCUAUAUAGAUAUUCAAAUGGAUAUACAAUCGUUUGGUAUUAGAUUAUGGCAAUUUAUUCGCAAAAAUUGGUUCAAAUCGCGAAAACUGUUACGUGUACCAGCUUUUUUGAAAACUCAAUAUUCCACUUCCCAUGUGAUAUUAUUUGUACAAGAUACACCACCAUUAAUUGUUGAUCACAGGGUAAUAAACAUCACUCCGGAUAGCAAACCGGAGCAAACAAUUUUUCCAGAUAAUCAUAUUGUCUCUAAAAAAUACACAAUGUGGAACUUUAUACCAAAAAAUCUCUUUGAACAAUUUAGACAACUAGCAAAUUUUUAUUUUCUUACAAUGGCGAUAACAUCUGUAUCGAUAAAGUCCCCGAUCUCUCCUAUAACCAGCAUUCUUCCCCUAACUAUUGUUAUACUAGUAACCGCGUGCAAGCAAGGCUUCGAGGAUUAUAAUCGUUACAUUAAUGACAAACGAGAGAAUCGGACAUUCGUCACUGUCAUACGCAACAAAUGUGUACAGAACAUUUACCGUGAAAAUAUAGUAGUCGGUGACUUAGUGAAGAUAUAUCGCGAGGAAGAUAUCCCUUGCGAUCUUUUGCUUCUCUAUAGCACAGAAGAAAUGGAAUGCUGUUACAUUACCACAUCAAAUCUUGAUGGUGAAACCAAUUUAAAGACUGUGAUGAUUCCAAAAGUACUUUCAAAUAUGUCGAUGCAAGAAAUAAUAUCGUUAAAUGCCAUUGUCACUUGUCAACAUCCUUCAUCGAAUCUUUAUUCUUUCCAUGGCAAAAUGGAAAUCAAAGAUGAAAACAAUGAAACGAUCAGAAGUGGAUAUCUAACAAUCAAUAAUUUACUGCUUCGUGGAUCUAGAUUGAAAGAUACGGAUUAUAUUAUCGGUUGUGCGAUUUAUACUGGUCACGAUACAAAAUUGUCUCUCAAUUCAAAGAUAACAAGUAAAAAAAUGUCCACGUCUGAAAAAUCCAAUAAUAAAUAUAUCGUCUGUUUCCUCAUCAUAUUACUAUUUGAAGUAAUAGAAUCUUGUACAAUGAAAGCCAUAAUAGAGGAAUCAUGGUCAGAGUUAUGGUCAUCAUACCUGAAUGAUAUUCAACCCUUUAGUUUUUCCCAAUUGGUUACGGAUUUUUUAAGCUUUCUUAUCCUUUACAAUUAUAUCGUGCCGAUAUCAUUAUACGUUAGCAUAGAAUUACAAAAAUUCUUCGGUUCAUUUUUCUUCAGCUGGGACGUUGACAUGUAUGACGAAGACACGGAUCAACCAGCAUUAAUUCACACGUUAAAUCUAAACGAAGAGCUUGGCCAAAUCGAAUACUUGUUUGCAGAUAAGACUGGUACACUCACCGAAAAUAUGAUGGUAUUUAGGCGUUGUUCGAUCAAUGGAAAAAUGUAUAUGGAAAAAGAUUGCGAUGGCAAAUUGUAUCUAUUACCUCCCAGUGGAGAUGAAAAUCAGGCAGUUGAAUUAAAAACCUGGGAGCCAGAACAUUGGCAUUUUAUGAUAAGCAUCGCUCUAUGCCAUACAGUUCAAAUUUCACCCCCAAGUCAAAAAGCCAGUGCCAUCCUAAAACGUAAAGAAUUUCGUGAAAGUUUCAGGCAAAAGAAAAUCCUUCAUGUAGAUAGUUCUCUCUUGAUGCAUCCGGAUUUACCAGAGUAUCAGGCAACAUCGGCAGACGAAAAAGCUUUGGUUGAAGCCUGUGCCAGAUGCGGAGUCAUUUUUGAAUCAAAAAAAAAUGAUAUGAUAGAAUUAAAAAUCCAAAAUAAAAUUUUGACUUAUAAAAUGCUUGAAAUUCUAGAAUUUACUUCCGAACGUAAGAGAAUGUCGGUAUUGGUAAAAGACUCAGCUGGAGAUUACUGGUUAUACAGCAAGGGAGCAGAUAGCACUAUGUUGCCAAUUAUAAUCGAAGGAAAAAUCAACGAAGUUAUUACGCACGUGACUGAUUUUUCUAUGAGAGGUUUUCGAACUCUUGUUAUUGCAUAUAAAAAGAUAAACAAAGCGAAAUAUGAUAAAUUUUCGAUUGAACUAGAAAAAGCUAGACAAAUAAUUGGUAUAGAACGAUCAAAAUAUAUAGAACGAAUUUAUAAUACGAUGGAAAAAGAUCUCACUUUAUUAGGUGCGACUGCUAUUGAGGAUCGUCUUCAAGAAGGAGUGUCGGAAACUUUGGAAUCCUUGCAAAUAGCUGGAAUUAAAAUAUGGAUAUUAACUGGUGAUAAAGCGGAAACCGCAGAAAAUAUAGCAUAUCUCUGUGGUCAAUUUAAGAAUGGUACCGAAGUUCUUAAAUUGUUAGAAAUAACAGAAAAAGAAACUUGUCUUCACAAACUUACAGAUUUUGAAAGAAGAUUGAAACUCGAACCUUCUAAACAAUUUGGAUUACUAAUCGAUGGACAAAGUCUUGCAGUUGCAAUACAAAAUUAUGCAGAUGAAUUCAGAUCAAUCGCAAUGCAUUGUGAUGCAGUCGUUUGUUGCAGACUAUCUCCGUUACAAAAAAGUGAAAUUGUAAAAUUGAUUAAAAAAGCAAAGACUCGACCGCAUACUGCUGCCAUUGGUGAUGGAGGAAAUGAUGUUUCGAUGAUUCAAGAAGCCCAUGCUGGAAUUGGAAUAAUAGGCAAAGAAGGUCGGCAAGCGGCCAUUAACUCCGAUUUUGCAAUAGCUAAAUUUAAAUUUUUAAAGAAAGCAUUAUUUGUGCAUGGACAUUGGUAUUAUAUCAGGACCGCCAAUUUGACGCAAUAUUUUUUUUAUAAGAAUUUUAUUCUCAUGAUACCACAAUUUGUAUUUAGUAUAUUUUGUGGAUUUUCCACACAGAAUUAUAGUGCUGAUACAUUAUUGCGUAAACCAUAUCUGUAUAGAUUAAAUCAAGGCAAUUAUUUAUUAUCUAUGCAGCAGUUAUUCUUAUGGAUUUUUCUAGGUUCUUGGCAUGCUAUUGUUAUAUUUUUUAUGCCAUAUACAUACAUAAUCAUCAAUCCUGUUACUUUAUAUAAUAACACGCCAAUAGAACAAUGGACAUUCAGUAUACUUGUUUUUCAUUUAGUUACACUAAUAGCCAAUUUACAGAUACUUUUACGUAGUUCUUAUUGGACAAUACCACUUAUAUUAGUAGUAUUAUUCUCACAACUAAUAUUUGUUGUAUUUGCAGUUACUCAUUCAUUUAUACCCAUAAGAUACGAUGGUGAUAUGUUGAGGGUCUUUAUAAUAUUAGUAUCGUCGAUAACAUUCUGGCUUCUAACUAUUGUGGUCGUCGUCGCUUGUUUAAUUCCUGAUUAUUUACUACUUACAUAUAACAACUAUAGAUCUACUUUUAAACUAAGAAAACAUGAAGAAUCAUUGCGUUUUAUUAAUAACGAUAGCGAUAAUACACAAAAUAGAUAACGUUUUAACAUGUCACAGUUUUGGAGACACAAUUUUAUAUUACGAAAAUCCGAAUGAGAUAAUAUUGCAUCGAGGAACUUUAAUUUUCCAUGAAAUUGAUAAAUUGUCCUUUGUAUUAUAUAGAACGUAAGUUAUUUAUUAAUUUAUUAUUUACUUAUCUAGAGAUAUAUAUAAUAUUCUUUA
Molecule: messenger RNA, 3756 nt
Organism: Apis dorsata (giant honeybee)
Lineage: Eukaryota; Metazoa; Arthropoda; Insecta; Hymenoptera; Apidae
Product: probable phospholipid-transporting ATPase IF
Exons: 19
Coding region: 169-3573 (1134 amino acids)
Biological process (GO): phospholipid translocation
Cellular component (GO): plasma membrane; trans-Golgi network; endoplasmic reticulum
Molecular function (GO): ATP hydrolysis activity; magnesium ion binding; ATPase-coupled intramembrane lipid carrier activity
Source: RefSeq, a predicted model, not a curated record